Papilio machaon (common yellow swallowtail) is the source of this 1581-nucleotide messenger RNA. Its product is annotated as probable protein phosphatase 2C T23F11.1. Gene Ontology annotation, molecular function: protein serine/threonine phosphatase activity; cation binding. The record is from RefSeq and is a predicted model, not a curated record. Bases 144 to 1118 code for a protein of 324 amino acids. The transcript has 8 exons. Gene Ontology annotation, biological process: protein dephosphorylation. NCBI's taxonomy places the organism in Eukaryota, Metazoa, Arthropoda, Insecta, Lepidoptera, Papilionidae.
UCUUUUUGACAUUUGUUAUGAUACUUACUGGGAUAUUUUGGAACGCACUUUGAGAAGUCAUUCGAAAAUAUUUACGCGAAACAUUUAGCGAAUAUCUAAAUAUUAUUAUCAUAUUAACUCAAAUACCGGAAAUAAAAAAAGUAAUGGGGCAGACUUUAUCAGAGCCAAUCACAGAGAAGCAGUCAUCAACAUGCCAGGACUCGAGGUACCUUGUUGGCUCCUCAUGUAUGCAGGGGUGGCGGGUCUCAAUGGAUGACUCUCACACUCACAUACUGUCGCUGCCUGAUGACCCUGGGACUGCUUUCUUUGGUGUUUAUGAUGGACAUGGUGGAGCAAAUAUAGCCGAGUAUGCAGGCAAGCAUCUACACAAAUAUAUAACAAAUCGUCCUGAAUAUCACCUUGGUAAUGUUGAAGAGGCAUUGAAACAGGGUUUUCUAGACCUGGACCAGGCGAUGCUGGAAGAAGACCUGUUGCAGGAGAAGGUAGCUGGUAGCACGGCUGUGGUGGUGCUCAUCAAAGACAAUGUUGUCUACUGUGCCAAUGUCGGUGAUUCACGUGCUAUAGCCAGUGUUAAAGGAACGGUGGAAGUAUUAUCAUACGAUCACAAGCCCAACAAUGAAGAGGAGCUCCGCAGGAUCACAGCUGGUGGUGGCUGGGUGCAACUGAACAGGGUCAAUGGUAACCUCGCACUGUCCAGAGCACUUGGUGACUAUGUCUUCAAGAGGAACUACAGGCUGACUGCUCAAGAACAGGUUGUCACUGCAUAUCCAGAUGUAAUUGUGCGACCUUUGAAUGAAGACUGGGAGUUUAUUGUCAUCGCGUGCGACGGUAUUUGGGAGGUCCUGUCAAAUGAUGAGGUGAUAUCAUUCUGCCGAGCUCGCCUGCUGAGCGGUUGGCAGCCGGCGGCGGUGUGCGAGGCUCUGAUGCAGCGCUGCCUCGCCCCCAACUGCGCCACAGGUGGCCUCGGCUGUGACAACAUGACUGUGCUCAUCAUCUGUCUCCUACCCUUCCCCAGGAUAGAUGCUAUUGACACUGCGGCCGCUGAACAACUGCUUAAUAAUAAGUUUGUAACAAACGAGGAUUUACUUUAUAUGGAAGAUGAAGAAGACCUUAAAUGAAAAAUCAGUUGUUUUAAUUGUAAAUGUAUGUAAAUAUAAUUAAUUAAUAUCAUCUUAGGAUUAUGACUUUGAAAGUCAAAGGAGGGGUAGAUGAAAAAAGUUCCUGAAGACAGUGAAAAAAAAAUUGUGUAUAUUAUGUGAUUUUUUUUAGUCUCAACUUCCAGUAAGGGCGACAUGAAAGUCGGUGUUUUUUUGUAUAAAGUCGAAAGCUUUAUUUCCACUGGUGCGACUUCGUUUGCUAAAUAAAAUGACAUCUUCACUCGACCGCAGUUAUAAACCGACAAAGUUAUCUGGUAUAAGUCAAACUAAAUUAUAACAGCUCACUAGUUCCCUCCUAGAAAUGUGAAAAAGGUGUGAUAAGAUCGUUUUUUACUGUAGCUGUUGUCAUGUUUUUUUCUUUUAUGCGUUUUUUUAUACUCUUGUAGGUUUUACAUAUUUUCUCACAGAACUAAAUGCGGUAGUA